UUAACUCUCUCUCUCCUCUCUCUCUCUCUCUCCUCUCUGUAAAAGCCAUCAAGCACUCAUCAAAGCGCAUGUCUGCUUUGUUUCUUUCUAUCUUCUAAUUUGUUCUCGAACAGUGAGAGCAUAAAAAAGAAAAAAAAAAAAAAGAGAGAGAGAGAGAGAAGUGAUUUGGGACUCUCUCUAUAUCUCUCUUUCCAUCUGUCUUGAACUUGUCUUUCCUUUCACAUAAUAAUUAUAAUCAAUCUUUGGCCCUUCCCCAUCAUCAAAACACAAAAACGACACAAAUCCAAAAUUCUCUCUCUCUCUCUCUUUCUAUAUUUAUCAGCUUUUGACACUCUCUGAAGCAGACACAUAAUUGCGCAUCAUUUGAACAUUCCCAGUGCCACUGUUUCUGUUUGUUUCUUUGUUCAACUGAAUUUCUCUUCUUUGUAUUUUGUACUAUAAAAGGAGAAUAUUAUGGAUAAAUGGGACACGUCCAUACGACAAGAUAAUCGGCAUUGUCACCGAAGAGACAAUCCUUCGUUCUCUUCGACUCUUCUCGACGCGAUAUAUCGGUCGAUCGACGACGGCAACGGUGGUGGUGGUGAAGCGAAUUCCGUUUCCGCGGCGGAAGGAGAGGUGAUAUUCUACAGAGAGACAAUGAGGAAAAAGCAGAGCAGUUCCGGUCUCAAGGAGGAGGAGAAAAUGGUUAAUUUCCGGCGAGCUUGCAUGAUCGAGAAGUGGAUGGAGAAGAAGGUGAGCGAGAAGGUCGUCGUUCGUCGUAGCUCUGUUGCGGAUUACGACAGAAAAUCGCGCCACAACCGAGGAAUCGCGCUGCUGAAUUCGAGCUCGAGCUCGUCGGAGUCGAGCUCCGGGGGAGGAUUCUCGUCGUCGGAGUCGGAGUCUUUGCAGAUGCCGAAGCCGAUUCGGACGAGCGUAUCUGCCCCGGAGAAGAUUACUACGUCGGAAACGCCCAAAUUCGACGGGUACUCUCGCUACCAGUACAAUUCCGCUCCGAACAAGCACCAAAAAACUAGCAGCAAGCACGAGAGCGGCUUCGUGAAGACAAAAUCAAAAGCGUUGAAGAUCUACGGAGAUUUAAAGAAAGUGAAGCAGCCAAUCUCCCCCGGCGGCCGCCUCGCGAGCUUCCUGAACUCGCUCUUCACCGCCGGGAACGCGAAGAAGGCGAAGAUCGAGGACCUGAGCAAGCCGCAGAGGAAAUCGAAGUCGACGAACGCGUCGACGUGCUCUUCGGCGUCGUCGUUCUCGAGGUCUUGCCUGAGCAAUACUCCGUCGUCGCGAGGGAAGUUCAGCGACAACAGCACGAAGAGGUCGGUCAGGUUUUGCCCAGUGAGCGUCAUCGUCGACGAGGAUUGCCGUCCGUGCGGCCAUAAAAGCCUGCAUGAGGAUCGCGAGCCGGCUCUAAUGGCGUUGACCGCCGUGAGAGAUUCCGUCGACGAUCGGCGACGAGUCCAGGAGGUGGCGAUGGACCUAUUGAAGAAUUACCAGAAGAAGAACGUAAACGACAACAGAAACAAUGUCGUUGAUGAGUUCGACAUGAGAGACGUCGUUCGUUGCGACGACAGUGCGUUUGAUCAUGACAACGAAGAAGACGACGACGACGCUGCGAGUUAUUCGAGCUCUGAUCUGUUUGAAUUGGAUAAUCUCUCAGCGAUUGGGAUUGAACGGUAUAGAGAAGAAUUGCCUGUUUAUGAAACGACACAUUUCGAUACCAAUCGAGCCAUUGCAAAUGGUUUGAUUUUGUAAUUCCCAAAAAAAAAAAAAAAAAAGAAAGGGAAAAAA
This is a messenger RNA of Morus notabilis, 1779 nucleotides long. Its product is annotated as protein BIG GRAIN 1-like B. Bases 454 to 1743 code for a protein of 429 amino acids. The transcript has a single exon. Gene Ontology annotation, biological process: auxin-activated signaling pathway. The record is from RefSeq and is a predicted model, not a curated record. NCBI's taxonomy places the organism in Eukaryota, Viridiplantae, Streptophyta, Magnoliopsida, Rosales, Moraceae.